CGUUUGGGUGGUGGUUGAAGGAGGUCGUCGAGAGCGAUGUCCGGCCGCGGGAAGCAGGGCGGGAAGGCGCGGGCCAAGGCCAAGUCGCGCUCGUCGCGGGCCGGGCUGCAGUUCCCCGUGGGCCGCGUGCACCGGCUGCUGCGCAAGGGCAACUACGCGGAGCGGGUGGGUGCCGGCGCCCCGGUGUACCUGGCGGCCGUGCUGGAGUACCUGACGGCCGAGAUCCUGGAGCUGGCGGGCAACGCGGCCCGCGACAACAAGAAGACGCGCAUCAUCCCCCGCCACCUGCAGCUCGCCAUCCGCAACGACGAGGAGCUCAACAAGCUGCUGGGCAAGGUGACCAUCGCGCAGGGCGGCGUGCUGCCCAACAUCCAGGCCGUGCUGCUGCCCAAGAAGACCGACAGCCACAAGGCAAAGAGCAAAUAAACUCCAAACUUGAGGAGCAGACCCACUUCAAAAGUAACCCAAAGGCUCUUUUUAGAGCCACCCA
This is a messenger RNA of Falco peregrinus (peregrine falcon), 490 nucleotides long. Its product is annotated as histone H2A. The transcript has a single exon. The coding region runs from base 37 to 426 and encodes 129 amino acids. Gene Ontology annotation, molecular function: structural constituent of chromatin; protein heterodimerization activity; DNA binding. NCBI's taxonomy places the organism in Eukaryota, Metazoa, Chordata, Aves, Falconiformes, Falconidae. Gene Ontology annotation, cellular component: nucleosome. The record is from RefSeq and is a predicted model, not a curated record.